GAAGAGAUUUCGGGCCCGAAGAAGGAUGCGUUCCGUCUGGGAGUGACUCCUGGGAACCGAUCCAAUGAUAUUGAGUUGAUUCGUAUGAAACUGAAACAAGAAGAGGGAAAGAUAUCGUUGUUUACGACUAAACCUAAGAUCGCCAGCGAAUACUUCACCGAAGAAGAGAUGACUAAAUUUAAAAAACCCAAAAAAGUUCGCAAAGUUUUGCGCAAAAAGAAAGCAAUUGAAGCGACUGAGGAGGUAGUGACAGAUCUGACAGUCAGUACAGAUCACGGCUCCAGAAAGAGUCGCAAUAGAGAUAAGGAAAUGAAUAUCGACUCAAAUGACACCAAAAUUGAUAAAACUAUAGUCAAAGAGGAAGUCCUAAUAGAUAUCAAUCCAGUAAUGCUUCCCAAGAGUGGACUUCGUUUGCCAGCCAUGGAUGUGGACGAAGACUUCAUUGAUCCCAACGAUAAAGACUUAAGUGGUAUUAUCUUAGAAGAAGAGGAAGCCGACAAAGAAUUGGAAAUGGCUUUACAUAAGUCUCGGAAACUUAAACUCAGGAGCAAUGUGGAGGCGACUACCGGUGCCGCCAAGAUUUCGGGCCCGAAGAAGGAUGCGUUCCGUCUGGGAGUGACUCCUGGGAACCGAUCCAAUGAUAUUGAGUUGAUUCGUAUGAAACUGAAACAAGAAGAGGGAAAGAUAUCGUUGUUUACCACUAAACCUAAGAUCGCCAGCGAAUACUUCACCGAAGAAGAGAUGACUAAAUUUAAAAAACCCAAAAAAGUUCGCAAAGUUUUGCGCAAAAAGAAAGCCAUUGAAGCGACUGAGGAGGUAGUGACAGAUCUGACAGUCAGUACAGAUCACGGCUCCAGACAGAGUCGCAAUAGAGAUAAGGAAAUGAAUAUCGACUCAAAUGACACCAAAAUUGAUAAAACUAUAAUCAAAGAGGAAGUCAUAAUAGAUAUCAAUCCAGUAAUGCUUCCCAAGAGUGGACUUCGUUUGCCAGCCAUGGAUGUGGACGAAGACUUCAUUGAUCCCAACGAUGAAGACUUAAGUGGUAUUAUCUUAGAGGAAGAGGAAGCCGACAAAGAACACCUUUACCGAAAUUUACUACACUUGCUGCUGAGCAAUGAUGCAGAGAGUCUUAUACCGAAUAACAUUAUAUUGAACUCUACGGCAGAGUUUUGUCGUAAUUUAGGAGAUAUCCCGACCUAUGGUUUGGCGGGCAAUAGGGAUGAGGACGAAGAGCUCAUGGAAUUGGAAGAGACUUUGAUUGAGACACGAAAUCCCACCCAUGAUUCCGACCCCAAUAGAGGCCAAUGGAAUGAAGUGGAGGUUAAAGAGGAUGAUAUCGCACAGGAUUUAGAGGACAAUGAGGGACAGCCUAUCCUAGAAGAAGAGCCCGAUGUCAGCAGAGGACUGGUAGGCGCUCUGCAGUUGGCGAUGAAAAAGGGAUACUUGGAUAAGGAGGUGAAGAAAGUGAGUGCUUCGCGACAGAGCGCUAUCGAGUCUCAGUCCUACACCAUUGAAGAGAAGUUUUACGAAGACGACAAAAUCGGUCGAAGGGAGAGGUAUUCGGGACCGGUGUCUGACUUUAGGGAGAAAAACGAAUACAGACCUGAAAUCAAAUUGGAUUACGUGGACGAGAAGGGACGCGUUCUCGACCAGAAGGAGGCGUUCAGACAUUUGUCGCAUAAGUUCCACGGAAAGGGUCCGUCGAAGAACAAGAUCGACAAACGCAUGAAGAAGAAGGACCAGCAAAGCAAAUUACAACAAAUGAAAGAAGAGCCCGAUGUCAGCAGAGGACUGGUAGGCGCUCUGCAGUUGGCGAUGAAAAAGGGAUACUUGGAUAAGGAGGUGAAGAAAGUGAGUGCUUCGCGACAGAGCGCUAUCGAGUCCCAGUCCUACACCAUUGAAGAGAAGUUUUACGAAGACGACAAAAUCGGUCGAAGGGAGAGGUAUUCGGGACCGGUGUCUGACUUUCGGGAGAAAAACGAAUACAGACCUGAAAUCAAAUUGGAUUACGUGGACGAAAAGGGACGGGUUCUCGACCAGAAGGAGGCGUUCAGACAUUUGUCGCAUAAGUUCCACGGAAAGGGUCCGUCGAAGAACAAGAUCGACAAACGCAUGAAGAAGAAGGACCAGCAAAGCAAAUUACAACAAAUGAGUUCAACGGAUACGCCACUCAACACAUUGAAAAUGUUGACCGAUAAGCAAAAGGAGCUACAAUUGCCUUAUGUUGUGCUCACUGGCGCUCAAAAGACGGCCAUUCAGUGA
Molecule: messenger RNA, 2262 nt
Organism: Oppiella nova
Lineage: Eukaryota; Metazoa; Arthropoda; Arachnida; Sarcoptiformes; Oppiidae
Source: the annotation of a GenBank genome assembly